AUGUUCCGUCGUCCCGUGGUUCGUACGACGAAACUCCGACAUUCGGCUCGAUUUGCCGCUAAAGAAGCGGCUCGAGUGCUCGAUGGAGCAGAACGAUCGUCGUUGACCAAUCAGAAACUCGCCAAGCUCGAACAAGAUAACGCACACGAGGAUCCGCAUGCGAACAUUGUUUGGCGAAAGGAUUUGCCGAAUUUCGAAGACGAAAUGAUUGGUGGUCCCAAGAAGAAAGGCAGUAGAAAACGAGCCGCUGCAGCUCCUGCUGGUGCUGGUACAAAUCCAGCCAAGAAAAGAAGAAAAUUCCGAGCCCGGCGGUUCCGAAAUUUCAUCUCAGCGCUUGAUGAAGCGAAUCAGAAGUAUCGAAAGAACAAACGGUUAUAUCGAGCUUUUUUCAAGGCCACGGCACCGGCUCCGAAAGUGGAGGGCAGAAAGUUUUGCGCUCCGUGUGGAGAUGUCGGUAUUUACUCUUGUGUAAGAUGUGGUACGCCAUACUGUUCGAUUCCAUGCCGUGAUAUUCAUAUGGACACCAGGUGUGAACGAUGGAUACGUUGA
Molecule: messenger RNA, 549 nt
Organism: Cooperia oncophora
Lineage: Eukaryota; Metazoa; Nematoda; Chromadorea; Rhabditida; Trichostrongylidae
Source: the annotation of a GenBank genome assembly